Molecule: messenger RNA, 2238 nt
Organism: Colletotrichum orchidophilum
Lineage: Eukaryota; Fungi; Ascomycota; Sordariomycetes; Glomerellales; Glomerellaceae
Exons: 7
Coding region: 1-2238 (745 amino acids)
Biological process (GO): DNA-templated transcription
Cellular component (GO): nucleus
Molecular function (GO): zinc ion binding; DNA binding
Source: RefSeq, a predicted model, not a curated record
AUGUUCCCACUGCAAGCGGUUGGCGCGCCAGGCGAGUCCCAAAAUGUAGUCGGCAUUCUCUCUCUGCUGGCGCGCGAGCUACACAAACUCAGCUCAAAGACCAAAGCUGGCUCGCCAGCCGGAACACCUGACGGUGUGGCCGAGCAUGCCGUGUUCUCUCCAACCACGUCCAGUUCUUCCAGACGAAACACCAUUGAUGGCAUGGAAAUCGUCUCACACCCUCACAACCAACCAAGAAAGCGUCGGAGGGUGGACAGCUGUGGUAACCCCAACAUUGAUCUCGCCUUCCCCCUAGAGGACUUGGAAAACAUCACAACCAGCUUGCCGCCGCCCGAACUCUUGGAGGAUGUAAUCAACGUACACUUUAAUAUCAUCCAGCCAUGGAUCCCAAUUCUUCACGAGACCCAGUUUCGGAGAAGGGUGCAUGACCCGGAACAGCUACCACGUUUGGUGGUUGUUCUUCAUGCUAUGGUAGUCGCAGCUCUCCGAUUCGUUGACAACUCGGAAAUCCGACUUUCAGCAGUCGAGGUAGAGCGCCGUGUAUCGCGGUCAAGAAACAUUGUCAUUCUUAACGCAAUGGAUCAUCUUUCCGUUGAGAAUCUUCAAGCGCUGGUCAUACUAGCCUUUAAUGAUAUUGGAAAUGGAGACGCGUCGAAGGCUUGGUCAAUCGUCGGAUCUCUCACGAGAACAGUUGAGUACCUUCAGAUGAGCAUCGAAGCUGAUCAUCAAGACAAAGAACCUCUUCUGAAGCCAUUGCCGUCAAUACCUCCACCGCAAAACUGGACUGAAGAAGAAGAGCGACGUCGAGUCUUUUGGAACAUUUUCAACCUUGACAGAUUUUGCUCCGUAACUACAGGGUGGAAUACCAGCUUGACAUCUGACGAUGUCUACCGUAGACUUCCGGCCGAUGGCGGCCUAUGGCACAAGGAAGAGUCCGUAAUCACCCCAUUCUUCGGCAUUUGGGAUCGAUCAGCUGCCAAAAUGGGCAAUUCCAUCGCCUUCCUACCUGCACAUUAUCCCAGUCCGGAGCAGACGGCCGAUGCGCCACCACAAACACCCAUAACUGCCCAUCCUCGCAAAGGCCCCAACACAGUCGACAUGACGACAGUCGGGGCGUUUGCGUACUGCAUAGAAGCGACUGAGUCUCUCAGUAGAGUCACGACUUACUUUCUGCAACAGAAAAUCAACUUCCAGGACAGACAAGAAGUCAGUAGCUGGCUUACGCGAUUCAAAGAGCUGGACCUACGUCUAGUGCAUUGGAAAAUGUUUCUUCCUCAAAAGUGGAAAGACUCCAACAUCUCUCGCCAGCCCGCUCUCAUCAACAUGGAUCCCAAUCUCACCCUUGCACAUAUCACUCACAAUACCUCCAUGAUUCUUCUCCAUCAACGCAUAGCGUACCCAGAGCCUCGUUGGUCCAACAUUGUAAAGUUACCUAGUUUCUGUAGCGCCGAAACGUGUCAAGAAGCUGCGGUCGAAACGACAACCAUCACGGAGAAGUACUUGAAAUACACCCCGGAAAACAGCCUGGCUACCAGCCAAUUCGCCUUUUGCGUCUUCAUCAGCGCCAGAGUCCUUCUCGUCCACUGGCGAUAUUACGACGCAGAGCUUGCAUCGGAGUUCUGGACCCUAGUCGAGAGCAUGGAGGAAAUGGCCAAGCGCUGGGUCGGGCCCAUUCUUAAAGAAAAGCACGCCCAGUGUCUCGCCGGCAAAUACGCCGCGCAGCUCCGCGACCUUCAUCGCAAGUGCCAAGCAGAUCCCCAGUUCACUGUCGAUGUUUUGGGAUACUCCAGCGGCAUCAGCGGACAGGGAUGCAGUCCCGCUGCUCAGACGCCGGCAUUCAGCCAUCAGCAGGGCAAUGCUUUGUUCGCCCAGAGCCCCAACAGGAUGGCACCGCGCGUUCCAAGUCCGUUGGGACCGAACCGCACGACGGGGUUAUCAUCGCAGCCUCGACCAACGCCCAUCUUCCAGAACCAGCAGUCGCACGGUCAGGUCAGGCAGGGCUCGAUGAUGGGCCCCAUGGGAUCGCCGAUGCCGAUGAGCGGGUUCACUCCGAGAGACUCGGAUGCGCCUGAUGAGCUCUCUGCCAUUUCGCACAUGUUGAUGGAUCAGAGGUUCAUGGAGAUGGACAGGAUCAUCAGCUUUGACGAUAUGAUGUUCACAGCGCAAACGGCAAACAGCGGCAAUGCGUCCAUGCCAGUAAAUGGCUGGGGUCCUGUUGAUAACACCCAGUUGGAAUAA